UUCAUUUUCAAAGAAUUUUAUCCUACUCUUAUCACUCUACUCUACUUAUCUCGAGAUCCUUCUCAUACGUGACAGCCAUUGACACCUUGAACUUUCUAUCCCGCGGAACCACCGAGUGACGUCAUCAUAUACUACCUCAUCUCCCACGACAGCUCAUUGACCUCCCACUGCUUUCCAACUUUCACUCCUCCCUCUUUUUGCCUCCAAACCGAAAGCUGAAGCAUCAAUUACUUCCCCUUACUACAAACCAAUCCUCCAAGUACACCAAGAUGCCUCGUGCCAACGAACCUACCGCCAAGGUCUUCUACAAGGGAGCUUCCGAGGACUUCAUCGUCUUCGUUGACGACAUCCAGAUUCUCAACAACUGGCGCAAGGACCGCUCAAUCCCACUGGCCGAUGUGGUAAACGGCUUUAAGAUCUUUGUCACUCACAAACACGGUGCUCAAGGCAUCAUGGACAACGCUAGCAAGGGUAUUCUGGACACCGAGUUCGGCACAUCGAACGAGGAUGAGUGCAUCAAGAAGAUUCUAGAGAACGGUGAAUACCAGUCCUCUGUGACGAGGGAACGCCAGGAUGAUACCAAUGUUGCUAACGGCCCCGUUGGCAUUGGCCGGUAAUUUCUUAAUUUAGCGGAGCUAAGCAUGUUUUUAUGAGCCAUGGAUUGGGUUGUUAUUGGGGUGUUUUUUUGAAAUUUUAUUGUAUCUUAAGAUGGGAUGGAUGGGAUUAUGUUUGCAUAAAUCAUGGCAUCAAUGAAAU
Molecule: messenger RNA, 756 nt
Organism: Aspergillus pseudonomiae
Lineage: Eukaryota; Fungi; Ascomycota; Eurotiomycetes; Eurotiales; Aspergillaceae
Product: SBDS family protein
Exons: 3
Coding region: 270-617 (115 amino acids)
Source: RefSeq, a predicted model, not a curated record